Messenger RNA from Stegastes partitus (bicolor damselfish), 3963 nucleotides. RefSeq names its product EF-hand calcium binding domain 6 (gene efcab6). The coding region runs from base 1 to 3963 and encodes 1320 amino acids. Gene Ontology annotation, molecular function: calcium ion binding. Gene Ontology annotation, cellular component: nucleoplasm. NCBI's taxonomy places the organism in Eukaryota, Metazoa, Chordata, Actinopteri, Pomacentridae. The record is from RefSeq and is a predicted model, not a curated record. The transcript is spliced from 26 exons.
AUGGCCCAGCAGCAGCCUCUUCACCUUGCACUGGGAGAACUGGUCAUGGGCUCACGGCCUGGCAUAGCUCCAUCCACCACAGUCUCCUCCACAGGAUGGGGACAGACGGGAGGGAAGCCCAGGAGGACGUGGAUCCUGAAAGACAGAGCUCGCCCAGCGACCUCCCAUCCAGGCCUGCAGCUCACUGUGGAGCAGGUGGAGCCCCUGAUCUGUAGCAGGCUGGUGAACAUCCAGGCAGCCCUCAGGGCAGCAGAUCCUAACGGGACAGGUCUGGUGAGCAAAGAGGAGUUCAGACGGGUCCUGAAGAACCUGCUGUCUGUCAGCCAGAACCAGCUCAACUCUGUCAUCAGUGAGAUCGGAGGCAACCUGAGGACUGUGAUCAGACUGUUCCGCCUGUUUGACUACAACCGAGGAGGACACAUCCAGCAGCAAGAGUUCCGCCGCAUCCUGGACAACUACUGCACCCGCCUGACAGACAAGGAGUUUCACAGAUUGUGGAACCACUACAGUCCCAAUAACGUGACCAUCAUUAACUACGAAGUGUUCCUGGACAAGCUGGGCUUUGGCGACAGCUUCAAGAUUGCUCCAGUCUGCACUAAGCUCGUGUGGCGAGCGCUGCAGGCCUUCGACACCACCCGCUCCGGCCUGGUGAAACAGGAUGUCCUCAGGGCUGUUCUGAGCAGCUUUAUAUUUCCCAUGAACCCUCUCUCCUUUCAGAAACUGACCGGCCGCUACGGUGUGCGAGCAACAGGACCGGUGAGGUGGAAACACUUCUUGGGUCAUUUCAUGAGCCCGCUCAGUGGAAAGGAAGAUGCGAAUCGUCACGAUGACAGGGCCUCUGAGCGGGCUGCCCCAGAUGUGGACAAGUUGAAUUUGCACACCAUUUAUCCUCAUCUGAAAGAGAUCCUCCGAGUCCAAACCACGGAGGCCGGCUGCAUCUCCAGAGCAGACCUGCGAUAUUUUGUGGAGCGACCAGGUGGGACUUCCCAGCCUCGCCUUCCCCAGUCACAGAUCAGAGAGCUGCUCAAUGUGCUGGACCCAGAACACUCUGGUGUAAUCCAGCUGACCCGCCUGAAGAGUCUCCUAUCCAGCAUCGCUUCUGAUCACCUGGACAAUGUCGACCCGACUGCCACCCCUGCAGAGACCCCGUUCAUCCACGAGGACACAGAAGACGCUGCUGAGGAGCAAAACACAGCGGAUGAGAAGCAGACCACACAGUGGGCUGAUGGAGUGUCUGUGGCAUCUGCUUCAUGGAGAACAGUGGAGGGUUUGCUGCUGGACAGGCUGUGUGAGCAGCUCAGCUCAGUGCUGGCAGCUCUGAAGCUGUAUGACCCUCAGCACACCGGACACGUCACACAGGAAGAUCUGAAGGAGGUUUUAAGCUGCUAUGGCAUGCCCAUUUCAGACGCACACUUCAAAAAACGACAGUGGAGCUCUUCCAGCCAGCGGACCGGCCUGGACAGCUGUAACAUCCUGGACGUGGUUUUCCAGAGGAUGAAGUUGAGAUUAGAGCAACGUCACACCAGCCUGAGGAGCCGCAUUCAGGCCGUCAUUCACAGAGCUGACGAAGCCGAACUGUCAGAGGCAGAUGUUCGGAAGAUACUGGAGGACACCUGGGUCAUCCUGGAUGAUAAGCAUUUCAGCAGAUUCACAGAAACGCUGGGCUUCAGGGACGGCCGGAUCGAGCGCUCCGUGUUCCAAGCGAAGUACGAGGAGGCCACAGCCGGAGACCACCUGCAGGGCUCCAAGCUGAACCCCGUCCUCACCUCUGCUGAGCAGUGCCUGGCCGCCAUGAAGACCAGGAUCAUGAGCGUCCACAGGGACAACCUGACGGCGUUCCGGCUGAUGGACAGGAGGCGUAAAGGUGUGGUCGACUGCCACGGUUUUAAAGCUCUGUACGACAGCCUGGGGUUCUUCUGCAGUCAGGAUGAGUACCAGCGGCUGCUGGGUCUGAUCGGCCUGCAUCCUGGAAACAACCUCAACUACGCAGAAUUUGUCAGUGUUGUUGAAAAUGGUGGCAAACGACAGACACAAGCAGCGAGUGUACAGCAGCAGCUCCAUGAACUUCUGGCCUGUGAAGCACGGUCCAAGUGGGCAGACAUGUCUAAGGUGCUCUGUCAGUUUGACCAAGACGGCCAGGGUCGGAUCUAUAAAAAGAGCUUAAGGGGACUCCUCUUCACCUACGCUCUUCCCAUGAAAUCCAACGAGUUUGAAGAGUUUUGGUCGAGGUAUGACCAAGAGGGGCGGGGCUCUGUAGAAGUCUGUGACUUUCUGGAUAGGCUGUGUCUUCAUCAUGAUGAGGAACUGAGGUCUGAGAGCCUGAAGCUGAACCAAACUGUUGUCCAGCAGGAUGCUGACAAGCCAGUGUCCUCUGAAGCCACCUCGCUGGAGCAUAUAGAGCAGGUUGUGCAUGAGAACUACAGGAAGCUGAGCGACGAGCUGACUCGACUGGGAACCCAGAGAGACGGAACAGUGACGGUGGAGGAGCUGCUGAGCCUGUUACACGCCUGCAGCUGCUGCAUUCAGAGAGAGCAGCUCGUAGAUCACCUGCACAGGCUCAGGGUUUCCAUGGAUGAUAGCUGCAGGAGGCUUUCUUACCUGGACUUUCUGUCUGCAUUUGACCGUAAAGCAGAGGAGUGUGAGCGUCCUCCUGCCUCCCCUGAUGCUGUGCACCACAUGGAGUCUCUGGACAGCCUCAGUCCAAACAUGGCUCUGGCAUUCUCAGCUUUCGACCGGAGUGGAACCGGGGCGGUCAGAGCUCUGGACUUUCGUCAGGUGCUGGAGAACUUUUGUGCUCGACUGUCUGAUAAACAGUACAGAUACAUGCUGACCAAACUGGAGCUGGAUGCCGACACCUGCACGGUUCACUGGAAGGAUUUCCUCAACAAGUUCCAGUUGCAGAGCCCACAGUCUGCCCUCCAGUGCAGCUCCAGGCGUCCUGCCUCGGUGGGGAGGCCGGAAACAGGAAGCCCGCUGGGCAGCAUGGAGAGGAGGCUGCGUGGGGCGGUGCAGCGCUGCUGGAAGGAGAUCCAGAGGAAGUGCAGUGAGCUAGAUCCUCAGCGAGAGGGCUGCAUCAGUGCUGCCUCCUUCCUGGGGAUCCUCCAGGCUCUCAGUAUUAGGAUGACUGAAGAGCAGUUCGAACAUCUGGCUGUGAAGCUGGACAUCAUGAAUAAUGGCCAUGUUUCUUAUCACAACUUCCUUCGUCACUUCCUCCUGAACCUCAAACCGGCAGAGACCCAGAGGGCGUUUGAACGACGAAGGCUUCCUCUUCCCGUUGAAUCGCUAUUAGAGAGAGCUCAGCGUGGCGGCAGGCAGCGAGGGACUGACAGCAGACCUCCCACCCAGACCCAGCCUCCUGGCGUCACCCAGCUUCUGCAGCAGAUGCACUCACUGGUCUCAGGCCACUUGUAUGAAAUCACCAGAGAGCUGACGGACUUGGACCCCUGCAGCAGCGCCACAGUGUCCAAAGAGCACUUCAGACAGAUUUGUGAUCGCCACCACCUGAGACUCACAAACGAUCAGUUUGAGUGUGUGUGGAGUCAGAUGCCUUUGAAUGAGCAGAGGAAGCUGCAGUACCGAGAGUUUCUGAAGCGGUUUGGUGCACUGGGCGCUGAACGGUCACCUGAGCCGACCAGAGAAACACAGCAUGGAUGCUCGGAUGCUGGAGGUUCCACUGUGCACCGCACCAAGAUGAGCCUGGGGCUCCUCAGCACAGACUGUGUGAAGGUCAUGCUGAGGAUCUACGAGACCGUUCGCUCAUCCUGGACGUCCAUCAGGCGCUGCUUCCUGACAUCUGACCGCAACCGCACCGGAAGCGUCGCUGUGCAGGACUUUAGAAAGGUGCUGCACCAUUUCAGCGUGAGUUUGUCGGAGGAGGAGUUCUUCCACCUCAGUUCUUAUUUUGAUGACAACACCACGGGGAAGAUCUGCUACAACAGCUUCCUCUGGACGUUCCUCCACUGA